AUGAAAACUAGCUGGACUGAUGCAACCAAAGAAGAGCAGAAAAUGUUUACCGAGAAAGCAACCGAAGCUUGCCAAGUUAUUUGCAAUAUUAUCUCUCCGAGUGAUGGUAAAAGUUUGUUUCAAGCUGUUCAAGAACAUAAAAGGGAUUGUAACCUAGAUUUCUUAACUACAGCAUACAGGAACACGACUUCUAAAAAGAUCAAGACACAAAUACUGACUCUCUAUGCGUACGAAUACCCAGCAAGCAAGUUAAUCGAAAUGCAUUCAUCAUUUGAAAAGCUAAGCGAAAGGCAAAUAAAGAAAGCAAGGGCCCACGCUAAAACAUUUGGCCCAGGAACACCAGUCGAAACAAAGAAACACAGGAUCUAUUUGAACAAAUUUCUAAUCGCCCAUAUUUCUAUCAAGAUGUGUCCUACGGAACAUGGGUCCUUAAACUAG
Molecule: messenger RNA, 438 nt
Organism: Paramuricea clavata
Lineage: Eukaryota; Metazoa; Cnidaria; Anthozoa; Malacalcyonacea; Plexauridae
Source: the annotation of a GenBank genome assembly